Stegostoma tigrinum is the source of this 3343-nucleotide messenger RNA. RefSeq names its product CAP, adenylate cyclase-associated protein 1 (yeast) (gene cap1). Gene Ontology annotation, cellular component: cytoplasm. Gene Ontology annotation, molecular function: adenylate cyclase binding; actin binding. The record is from RefSeq and is a predicted model, not a curated record. Gene Ontology annotation, biological process: cell morphogenesis; cytoskeleton organization; regulation of adenylate cyclase activity. The transcript is spliced from 13 exons. NCBI's taxonomy places the organism in Eukaryota, Metazoa, Chordata, Chondrichthyes, Orectolobiformes, Stegostomatidae. Bases 85 to 1476 code for a protein of 463 amino acids.
GUGGCGCGGGGUGCUAUGGGAUGCCUGCGGUAUUUCCGGCGACGGUUUUGGAGUAGUGGGAGCGGUCCGAUCUCAGGUUGAACAAUGGAAAACAUGGAGACCCUCGUACAGAGGUUGGAGAAAGCUGUUUCACGACUGGAGAUUUUGGAAUCUGGUAGAAAUGCAGUUGAUGGAUCUGAUGGUCAUGAAGUUGCUCCCUUCGUAGAGGCAUUUGAUGAGAUGCUGACUGGAACAAUUGCACAAUAUUACAAACUAAGCAAAGAGAUUGGUGGUGAUAUUGGAGAACAUGCUGACUUGGUGGAUGAAGCUGUAAAGAUAGAGAGAGCAUUCCUAGUGACUGCCUCCCGAUGCCAGCAGCCUCCAGUGAAUGAAUUGACUCAACUACUUCAGCCCCUCUCCAACAAAAUUUUACAAAUCCAAGAUUUCAGAGAGAAAAAACGUGCAAGUAAACAGUUCAAUCAUCUAUCGGCUAUUAGUGAGAGCAUCCCUGGUCUGGGAUGGCUUGAAAUUGCUCCCAAACCUGGUCCGUAUGUUAAGGAGAUGACUGAUGCUGCUAUGUUUUAUACCAACAGAGUUUUGAAGGAAUACAAAGACAUUGAUAAAAGACAUGUGGAGUGGGUAAAGGCCUACAUAAACUUCUGGACUGAACUUCAAGCAUAUAUCAAAGCACACCACACCACUGGGCUUUCUUGGAGUAAGACUGGUCCAAAGGCAACUGCAUCUUCUGUUUCUGUGACACCUUCAGGGGGAACUGCCCCUCCUCCUCCUGGACCACCACCACCACCUCAAGAAGCUACUCCCUUGAUGGACACAACUAACUCAAGAGCAGCUCUAUUUGAUGAACUUAAUAAAGGAGCAGAAAUUGCAAGUAGACUGAAACAUGUGCCAGACAGCAGUAAAACUCACAAGAACCCAGCAUUAAGGAAUGCAAAUGCACCAGCCCAUGCUGGACCAAAACCAUUCAAAGCAGCAGCUGCUUCACCAAAGCAACCAGCCAAGAAAGAGCCACCCAUGCUACUAUUGGAAGGAAAGAAAUGGAGAGUGGAAAACCAAGACAAUGCCAAUAAUCUGGUUAUUGAAGAGACAGAGUUGAAGCAGGUUGCAUAUGUGUACAAAUGUACCCAAAGCACCCUUAACAUCAAAGGCAAAAUCAACUCAAUUACUAUUGAUAACUGUAAGAAACUGGGUCUAGUUUUUGAUCAUGUUGUUGGAAUUGUGGAGGUUAUAAAUUCACGUGAUGUGAAAAUUCAGGUGUUGGGUAAAGUGCCAACUGUAUCUAUCAAUAAGACUGAUGGCUGCCAUGUCUACCUUAGUAAGGAUUCCCUCAAUUGUGAGAUUGUUAGUGCCAAGUCCUCUGAGAUGAAUGUCUUGAUUCCUGUCAACGAUGAUUUUGUUGAACACCCUAUUCCAGAGCAAUUCAAGACUGUCUGGAAUGGGGAGAAACUGAUGACUACAGAAGCAGAAAUAUCCGGUUAAAUACACAAUUACUGAGGAUGUUUAUCUACAGGCAUGAUGUUAAUGUUGCUAGUAAUGAUGAGCCUGAUUAAUCUGUAGAAGCAAUGAGCUAACUUUCUGCACAAUCUACUCUUUAAACUUGUUCUGUCACUCCUCAUGAGAGGUCAUUAAUCUGCUACAGCAUAUACCUCAGAUGUACUGGGAUUAGACUUUCCAGUAUAAAAUGGCCUAAAGUAGCUGGAUUAGAGCAUGAUUGACUGCCCUGAGAUGCAGUACGAACAGUAUGAAUACUCAUUGAAUUUAUGGAAGUAGAACACUUAAGGGCUGGAAACAAUUGGAGAGAACUUGAGAGUGAGGGCAUCAUAAUGCAAUUUUAUUCGAGGCUAAUGUUGCUGAGUUGUUAUUUGCAUGGGUGAGAAGUUUUUUUUCCUGCUCAGCCUUGCAUUAAAAUAUCUCAAAUUGACAAUGCAUUAAUACCAUUCUAAUCCUAAAAAAAAUUACCAUCAAAACUAAGGAAGUUCUAAUAUGCCUGAUAUGGUUUUUAAUUUGCUUCUUGCCUUGAUUAUUUAUGCUUUGGGAGCAAUUGUCACCCUUUUUAGUUUGAAAUUAUAGGUGAAACAAUUACUUCAUUGCUGGGAUUGGUUUUUAUCCCUGAAACCACAUAGCCUUUUAUAGAAGGAUCAAAUGUGAGAGAUUAUAAACCCCCCAUGGGCCAUGAACGAGUUUUAAAAAAAAAUUCAGUGCAAAGAUCAAAGAACAGUUACAGCACAGGUGGCCAUUUGGCCCCUGGCUUUUGUGGUUCAGGUUUUGAAUGAAAGCUAACUUAAUGUGUCAGUCUAAUUUUUUUUUUCCAGAACUUAAAUGUGGGAACUGAGGUUAUUGCAGACCAGCUGUCUUGAAAGCAUUCCAUAAAUCUUCAAACUUUCCUUUUGAGCAUUUUUGUUUUGCUCCAUUUUGUACCUUACCAGUGUGUCAUCCUUCUGCAGUUUGCUUGGCCUAAACUUUUAUUUCUAGCACAGUAGUUUUAAACUGAAGUGGAGACCCAGAUAUGGUUUGUCUUGCGGUUAAAAUAACUUUUAAAAAUUGGAACUUCUCUUUUUCCUCAGGGUCUGGUCCUCUUGAAAUGUGUGUAGCAGCUGAUCAGAAUAUUGAUGAUACACAGUGCCUGAGUUUUGGUGCUUGCUUUCAGUUGGCAUUCUUUAAAAAGUUGUCUAAAACCAUUCCAUACCCCAGGAGUAAACUUGUUGUUUUAUUCCUUUCUGUAAUGUUAAUUUACUCAUCUAUUUCAGUAGAUGGAUUAAUAAGGCUAUUUUGUACCAGGAUGUCAAACAUUUCAGCACAGUUGCAUUGAGUACUUUUCCCCCAGAAUCUUGUCUUGAUUUAAAAUAAAUUCUUAAUGAUUUGCACAUUGUGCUUGUUUUCUCAUUGCAUUUUUUGGGUACAUUAACUUCAAAAUAAAAAUUCUUUUAGAUUCAAUGUUUACUAAGCAGUGAAAUAAUGGAAGACAAAGUAUGUUAUGAUUUCUGAAUGGGCCAGCAAACAUUGUGAUUGAUGUACUGUCAAUUUCUUUUUAGGCUAAUUUACAUGCAGUCCUAAGCUUCUAAUCUGAUAGUGGAAAAUUGGGUUGCAAGGCUGCUACAAGAAGUCAUAGUUAAGAUUGAAAGUUUUUUAAUUGCUUUGACAUUUCAUACAAAAUGACAAGUGAGUUGUUGCAUUUAGAGGAAGUUUGAAUGCUACUCUACCCCAAGGUACCAAGUGCACAGUCAACAGCCUAUUUUUGGUGUGAAAACUUUGUAUUGUGUAAUUUCAGUACGAUACAAACAGGUCAAAUUUGGUUCUUGCUACUUGUGGUUACUAUGCUCUUAACAAAUUAAAAUGCAAAACAAAA